Molecule: messenger RNA, 201 nt
Organism: Necator americanus (New World hookworm)
Lineage: Eukaryota; Metazoa; Nematoda; Chromadorea; Rhabditida; Ancylostomatidae
Exons: 2
Coding region: 1-201 (66 amino acids)
Source: RefSeq, a predicted model, not a curated record
AUGAAUAAAAAGUUUGCUGGAAUAAAAAAUACGCCUUUUCUACCUCUUCUGCACAAAUCGGAUGCAUUCACGGCAAAGACAGAUCGAUGGAUGGGUGAGCGUUGUGGAAAAGCUUUGUCUCAUGCAAGAUUUGUACGGAAGCGUCAGUCUUUGCUUUGUAUUGGACUCGUUUUAUUUGUUUGUUUUAAUUGUCGUGGAUAA